AUGGCGCUCUACAGAACUGAAGGGCCAUUUUUGCACAACAUUAGUGUAUUUACUUCUCCAGCAAGACUGGAGGCUGGGAAGACUUUUGUCAUUGAAGUGAAAGGAAACCUCGCUGGACGUUCCAAUCAGCCACCAGGCAUCCUGGGUCUUAGCAGCCAGGCCCUGACCUAUGUCACUGUGGAGUCUCUGGGGAUGACCCUAAAGGUCAACGUGAUGGAUGAUGGCUCCUUUACUGUGUCAUCCGAUUGGAUUUUGAAUGUUGCAGGCAAAUACGAAAUAAACAUCACCGUUUCCAACCCUCUCUCCACACUCUCCUCCACCCUCCACUUGUACAUUUUGCCACCCUUUCCAGGGAACCUAACGGUGUCUUUGCUCCACGGCCCCCUGAAUGUUCCCUCCUGCAUCCCCACGGUUCACUUGGACUCUGACGGUGUGACUGAGGGUGUGGCUGCAUAUUGGGCCGAUCCCGUCACUCUGCAGGAGUUUGUGGUCUUAUCUCCCGGCUGCUCUCACCUUAAAGGGAUCUUGUGUGGGAAUCAUUUAACUUCAGCUGUGAGGAUUUUUGCAGCAAGGCAAGCAUAUCCAACAAAUACAGAUAUAAUCUUCCAAGCUGUGACUGACGUACCAGAUCCAGUGUUCGUCUGGCACUUUGGAGACUACACAUCAGCCACAACUACCUCUAGGAUCAUCACUAGAAAAUACCUAAAGCCUGGCAGGUAUAAUGUGUCUGUAAUCAUGUCACAUGGUAAGAUGGCCGUUACCUCUGACAUGUUCCCGGUGGUAAUCCAGAGAACAGUGAAGCUCAACAGGCUGGUCCACCGGGCCUCGGUUUUGCAGAAUCAUACAGUGGUGUUCAGUUGCCGGGUAAAUAUGGGGACCGACAUCAACUUCCUGUGGAGCUUUGGGGAUGGAACAAGCCGGUCUGGACAGAGCACAGAACGGCACAUCUUCCACAGAACGGGAGAGUUCAGAGUGGAAGUGACGGCGUCUAACCUGGUCAGCUCUGCUUCCCUGAGCAGCCACAUCUUUGUUGUGGACCAGCCUUGUCAGCCUCCACCUGUCAAAAACAUGGGGCCUCUUAAACUACAGGUACGAAGAUAUGAGGUUGUCCAUCUGGGUGUGACGUACGAAACGGAAGUGGAUUGUGAUGUAUCAAGAGGCCUGCGCUACUCCUGGACUUUAUUCGACUCUGCAGGCCAGGCAGUGCCGCUGCCUCUCACAGACACACACAGGCAGAUCCUCAUAGUGCAAAGCCAUCUCCUGGAGUAUGACACUUAUACGGCUACAGCCAGGGUUCAGGUCGUCGGCAGUGUGGUGUACAGUAACUACAGCGUAAAGGUUCAGGUGAUGCCGAGCCCUCCUGUGGCUUUCAUCCAGGGUGGCACCAACAUCUUCCUUAACAACAGGAACACCAUAGUAACCCUGGAUGGGCAGGCAUCUUACGACCCUGACUUCCCCACGAAUCCACUCAGCUACAGUUGGGCAUGUAAACCAGUGAGCACCAUCACCAGCUCCUGCUUCAACCAGCACAUUCCCACUUCGUCGCUGGUGCUCAAAUUUCCCGCCAGCUUCUUAAAAACCAACUUUGACCAGUUCCAGUUCACGCUCACUGUCCAAAGCGGAGAGCGUUCAGCUUCAUCAGAGACCUUCCUCACUGUAACAUCAAACCUCAUCGGGAAGCUGUCCAUUUACUGCCCUGAGUGUCGGGGAGACCGUGUGAACUGGGAUCAGUCGUUCUCUGUCGGCACCGUGUGUGAAGCCUGCCACAUUCCUGCACGGCACAUCCAGUACACCUGGAGUCUGUACCUGGUCAAUGCUUCAUCCAAGCCUUUCACAGAAGUCCCGUUUUGCCACACAGUAGAUCUCAGCACCAUGUCUGCCAUCAUGGAAAGUCCUGCCACCUCUACUCUACACCCUCCUGUUACAAAUGUGUCACAGAACACCCAGACGACCCCUUAUUCAUCUUCUUCAGCCGUUACCGUGGCUACCUUUGAAACCAGAAACGGUGAUGUGGACCUGGCUGAUAGUGGGGCAUCAACAACCAGGAGUGGAGACACAUCAGACAAAGCUGCUUUGCCAGAGUCUAGUCCACGUGUUCUCAACAAUGAUGGUGUCCUAUAUUCCGACUACUUGAUCCAAGGGGACAUUAGCAGUGAAACUUCAGUGGAGUCUGACUCCUCUGCCGACUGGGACUUUUCUUUUCGUGUUCUGGAGAGUAGCAAUGCGGGUGGUCGACUAGAUCCAGAUUAUGGUGCUCCCUUUCCAAACGCAGAGGAAGGCGACCCAGGGAUGUCAGCAGGGAGACCCAGAGGUGAAGAUGGUGAGCGCUUCAGUGCAGGAGACGUCUCGAUGUUUGAUAUGGGAUUACACAAAGAUGAAGGGAGUAAUCUAGUGGAUUCUAAGCCUUUUGUGGCAAUUCAGGCACCGACUUUGCUCGACUUACCUCGAAAUCCUCUGAACAGAGGCCUCUUUGAGUCCUUUACUUACACAGGAAUCUCCUGUUCUUUUCUCAAGAUCAAGCCCUUCAGUCUGAGGCCCAGGAGCAGAUACAUGUUGGAGGUCACUGCCAAAUCUCAGAGCAGGCGUCUGGGCCGGACUCAGCUGUUCUUACAGACCAAUCCUGUUCCAGAGGGCUUGGCGUGCCAGGUGCAGCCUGUCAGAGGACUCGAGUUACACACACACUUCAGCAUCUUCUGCACCUCAGGGAAGGAGGACUUAGUGUAUGAGUACAGCUUCAGUGUAGGAGACCGACUCCCCAGGACACUGUACCAGGGGAGAGACUUCCAAUACUACUUCAGCCUUCCUUCAGGUGACCCCAGGGAUGACUAUAAAGUAACUAUUUACACAGAAAUAAGAAGCAGCACAUAUGGGUCAGCCACCAAACCCUGUCCUGUGACAGUACAAGUCCAACCAAGCUUCCUCAGAGACACCUCAUCUUCCUCUUCCCAUCAUGAUCCUGAUCUUGAGCUGUCGGAGUCCGGUCUGAGGAACCUGUCGGCUUUGGUGCAGCUUGGGAACAGUAUGGAGAUUCGUAACUACAUCAGCCUCCUCACCAGCAUCCUGAACAGACUCAGCCUGGAAACAGAGGCCAACACACAUGCACAGAGGCACAUGCGCACUGUGCUCAUUCGCACCUUGUGUGAGCUUGAGAGCAGCGAUCAGGAGUCAAUGACAGACAAUAUUUGCAUUCUGAACGACCUGCUACGAGUUACAAGUCAGGUGACACUAGCAAGUGCCAAACGAGUAACAGCUCACAUUCAGAUGAUGUCCGAGCAGUUUUCUGCAUCUAGUGCUUAUCGCCACUACAUUAUAAACCAGAAGGUGCUCAAUACAGCGCUCACCCUGCUUUCACACAGCCUUCAGGUGGUGACUACUUGCACCUUCACACCUGACAUUACACAAGAAGACUCAACUGCUGAUGGAAACCUAAGAAAUGAUGAAAACACUCCAAACAGCACUGCAGUGAACUCAUCCACCAGUGGCCACAUCAAACAAGGACGUUCACCUCCAGCAAAGCAAGCGGUGAUGCUCGUAGCUGAUAUUCUGCAGGCUGCAUCAGAGCUCAUGCUGAAGUACAUUUUGUUUCAUGAGACCAAGGAGCACAGAGUUAGCAGCAGCCUCAUUAAUUUGUAUGCUGCAUCCCAAAACAACACCUCCACAGUCAUAAACAGUGGCUCAGUCAGGGUCUACAUGCCUGCUUCUUUCAUCCAGAUUCUGUUUCUCCAGCAUGGACCGUGUGUCCUCACUGUGCUCACCGAGCUUGCUCACAGUCCUUACACCUGGGCCAAUCCUACACAGGUGAGUGGACCAGUGGUUGACCUAAGUCUUUACAAGUGCAACACGAGGAGAAGGAUCCACGUUUCCUCCCUCAUUCAACCAUUCAACACCGAGCUUCGUCACACACAAAGAAACAAAAGCUCCUCGUGGGAGUUCGCCCUCCUGCGCAGCCGGGUCAACUACCACAGCUUCAACAUUACCCAGGAACACUUGCUGCAGUCCAUCCAGUUCACUCUACUCUUCAGACCCACGACCAAAAAGGCGUUUCCCCUCAUGGUGCUCUUCAGGAUGUUUGAAAAGCCGACUCCUAGAAUGCACCAUCUGCGCAAGAUUUACAGGUGGGAGAGCAACACCUCACGCAUCACUCUGCCCUCAUCCUACCUCAGCGCUGCAGGUGUUGGUCACUUGGCACUGCUUAAUGCUGAUUUUGGUAAAGCACCCAGAGCCAAUCACCUGACUGAAGAGAUAAGCUACAGUCUGACAGUGGACAGCAGUCUGUGUUUGUCCUGGGACGGCCAGCAGGGGGCUUGGACACAUCAGGGCUGCAGAACACAGCUAGCAGACACAGAUUCAGCUGUCAGCUGCAGCUGCCACCGUUUGAGACCGCUGACCGUGAAGCAGCAGCAGAUCCAGAGCAUCCACAGCACAGCAGAUGUGAACCCGUUCCUAAGCGCAUCCACUGAUCUGACAGUGCUGGGCAUGCUGUUGCUGUUCGUGUGCCUGUACGUCGCGGGGUUGGCGGCGUGUAAAAGAGCUGAUGUUGUUGCAACGCAAAGUCAAAGGGUUCACUACCUGUCUGACAACUCUGCAUCUGAUCCGUAUCUCUACGCAGUUACAACCCACACGGGUCUCAGCUCUGCAGCCCGUAUGAGUGCAAAGGUGUACAUAUCACUGUAUGGUGAAGAUGGGUUCUCACAGACAAAAGAACUACAUGUCCCAGGAUGCACUCUGUUCAGGAGGAACUCUAAAGACAUCUUCAUACUUAGUGCAGCAGAAAGCCUGGGCCCAGUGUGGGGGGUUCACAUCUGGCAUGACAACUCUGGACCUUCCCCUGAUUGGUACCUUACACAGGUGGAGGUAUCUGAGGUGCUCAGAGGGCAUGUGGUGGGAUGCUCUUGGCUGUUUGCUGCCCAGUGCUGGCUGGCUGCGAACAAAGGCGAUGGCCGAGUGGAGAGGAUGCUGCGUGUUUGCACUCAGGGGAUAAACUUUGCUCAGAUGCUGCGUCUCAAGCUUAAUGACUACUUGGCUGAUUUCCAUACGUGGGUAUCCGUGUACAGCUGCCCCUCUCCCAGCUCCUUCACACAUACUCAAAGACUAAGUGUGUGUCUGCUGCUGCUGUUGGGGUACGCAUGUGUUGGUGCAGUAAUCGUUGCACAAACGGAUGAUCAGCCGCUGUUUGCGUUGGGAUUUGUCGAUGUGUCCGCUGGUGCUGUAACAAAUGGGCUUGUAAGCGUGGUAGCUGUGCUGCCCGUAGCAACAGCGGUGUCUUUCCUGUUUCGACUGCGUGCGGUACAGCCGACGGGGUCACGAGUCCAUCGUGUAAAAUGCAGAAAGACUGAAAAGGAAUAUUCUGAAGACCCCCUCUCACUAAGCGACAGCACGUUUGACCGCCGUCUCUCCUGGAGCAGCCUCCAGCAGUGGGAUGAAUCCUGGAUGCAGAAAUACCAGGAUGCAGACCUGUCGGUUUCAUACAGUAAUGUGGAUGAAGCACCCCACAAAAACAAGUCUGAAUUCCUUCCUGGCAGCAGCAGGUUUCAUGAAACCCAAAGAGCUUGUUUGUCCAGGGCAAAAGAUGAAGGUCAAAAAGAGAAAGGUCUCCAAGGACGAUGUUCACCAGACUCUUCCUCUGAGAGAGGAAGCUAUUAUGAUGCCACCGACAAACUGAGAGAAAGACCAACAUGUCAGCGGCGUGUCUGUUUGGCCUGGACUCUGUGUCUGCUGUUGUCCCUCUCCUGCCUGGUGCUCUCUGCAGUGCUGGGAAUGAGGUUUAACAGUGGCAAGGUUCUGCUUUGGGUCCAUUCUCUUUUCAUCUCCCUGAUGUCUUGCAUCUUCAUCAUUCAGCCAGCUUUGAUACUUGCAGUGGCCUUGGCUGUUUCCUGUUGGCACAGAAAAACAUCAGACUUUCAUACUUUUUUCAGAUUGAGGGAAUUCAAUAUUGAGGCUAUGAAACUUUGGAGCCAUAGAGGCAUUAAUGGAGCUGAAGAGCAGCUUACUGAGUCUGCUUUUCCCUACAGACGACGCUCACACCUUAAAAAGCUGCUCCGAGCUCGACGGCGAGCUCGGUACCUGGGUCUUGUACGGCCACCGACUCUGGCAGAGCUGAGGAAAACUCAUAGGAGGAAAAGAAGAGAGGCUGUUAUUCAUAAAACCCUGAGGGAUUUGUCUCUCAGUGUCGCCAUGCUUUCCCUGAUGAUGUGUAUAACCUAUGACAGCUCAUUCAGGGAACAUUACCAGCUCAACAGAGCUGUCAGAAGACACUUUGUGAGGAACCGUGAUCAUUCAUUUAUGUUGAUACAAAAGCAUACGGAGUGGUGGAACUGGUCACAGACAGGUCUGAUAGAGUCACUGUACGAGCACACAUCAGCCCAAACAGAGGUAAGCUAUGACUUUAAGCUCCAAAGGGACUUAAAACUCCAGGUUGGUGAAGAAAACUCUGACUACCAGCCACAUAUUGUGAUUGGAGAGCCAAUCCUGCAGAAGAUUGAAAUAUCUGACACCUCUCCAACUGAGGUACCUGUUAUGACUUCAACAACGCUAUGCGGUCGCCUUAGUUGUUACUCAGGACCAAGCGCUACAGUUGGCUUAGGGCACACAAAGUCUGAUUCUGCAUCAAAACUGAAACUUCUGCGUUCAGCUGGCUGGUUGGACGGACGGACGGUGGCCCUGAAGGUUCAAUUCACCUUGUACAGCCCCGCACCGAACUUGUUCACCAGUGUGACGCUGCUUGCUGAGCGCAGCCCCACCGGUGUCCUGCUGCCCUCUGUGGAAGUCCAUUCAGUCAGAGUACAUCACACUCCUACUGCCUGGGACUAUGCUGUUAUGGUCUGCAAGCUUCUCUUCCUCUUCUUGUCUCUCAUACAAAUCUCAUGCCAAGUGUCCAGUAUGGGACAGCAAGGGCUGAUUGGAUACUGGACAACACCUUGCAGCUGGGUGGAAGUCGGUGUGCCCACAGCGACACUUGUGCACUAUGUGUGUCACAUUUAUCACUCCGCUGUUAUCAUGAGCGUUGCAGAGCUGCUGGAGAGAAACAACCACAGAGGCCGUGUGGACGUUCACCUCCUGGCUUCCUGGGAACAAUUUCUCCGUACUCUGCGUGGCAUCAUGCUCUUCCUUCUCACCAUCAAGUGUGUGGCUGUGCUGAGGGUGAACAGGACCUUUGCCACCCCUGCUAAACUCCUUUCCCGCUUAUUCUCAAGUCUUUUAUGGCCAAUGAUUUCAGGUGUGAUCCUGCUGAUGGCAUCGUCCUGCUUGGGUCAUCUGCUGCACAUUCAAAGCUCCUGGGCAGUCAGCCCUAUUCACGUCCUCCUUAGGACCCUGCCCUGCGUCCUCUACCGGGGACUCAGAGCCACCAGCAAUAACAGAGGCCUCCUCCACUCUGACUGCGAUGUAUUCACCUGUGGAGUUCUGUAUCUGUCUGCUGUGGUGUGGACAGCAGUGGUGAUUGGUGUGAUGUCCUCACUGGUUAGAAGUGCCAGAAGAUCUCACAGCAGGAGGAAUUUGAUCACCAUUGCAGAACUGGCAAACUACAUCAGACUCAGGGUCUCUGAGCUGACUACUGGGCAACAUGAAGAAGCACGAAUUGAUAACCAUACAGAGGGGAGGGCCUACUAUCUCGAGGAGUGUGAAAGUUUAGUGGACGAACUGUUGUUCAGACUCAAUGCCCUCUCUGACAGCCUGCACCUCAAAGCCCAUCGCUACAGGAAGGAGAGUCCUGUCAUCUCCCUCACACCAGAGCCCUCCAACAUGGACUCACAGGGCUCAGCAAGGUCACAGAUAAUCAUGAAUGGCACACAUUCAGAUGACCAAUGUUUGUUAAAUCUGGGAGGAACCCCAACUAUGUCUCACCUGUUCAGGUCCCAGGCUAACAAGGACAUCCUGCAGCAGAGGGGUCAGACUGGAUGUAACCCCUCCUCCAACUUUGUUGUGGCAUCUGAUGAUAGUUUAAAGGGCAAAAAAUGCCCAGAGUCAGCCGGCAAAAGUCAGACCGCCUACACAACUUCACCACCAGAGGUUGUGGUGAAAGUUCUGGUCCAUGAAGACCCUGCGAGAGCAGUCCCAGAUAAACACUAGAGUCCUCAUGGAGAUAGCAAAUCAUGAAUUCAUUGUUCACUCUUAUAUUUGUUAAUUGUUGUAAAGGCAUGUGGAAUAGGACAGCACGAUAUAUUAAUAACAAACCUUCUACUUCUUUUCUUCUUGGUAUCGAGGUUGUGGGUAAAAGUCAUGAUUAAAAUG
Molecule: messenger RNA, 8229 nt
Organism: Maylandia zebra (zebra mbuna)
Lineage: Eukaryota; Metazoa; Chordata; Actinopteri; Cichliformes; Cichlidae
Source: RefSeq, a predicted model, not a curated record